Molecule: messenger RNA, 1174 nt
Organism: Panicum virgatum (switchgrass)
Lineage: Eukaryota; Viridiplantae; Streptophyta; Magnoliopsida; Poales; Poaceae
Product: skin secretory protein xP2-like
Exons: 1
Coding region: 161-772 (203 amino acids)
Source: RefSeq, a predicted model, not a curated record
CACCCGCCGCCACGCCAGCCCAGCCGAUCCCACGCCCCAGUAUAAAAUCAAACGUCUCCUCCAAGUCGCACCACCAACCAGGGGCAAGGCCAAACACCUCCGCUUCGCCGCAGAUCUGCUCUGCUUCCGCCGCCGCCCGCCUCAGAAGUCAGAACCCACCAUGGCGCCGGCAUUGCCCCGCACCGCCCUCAUCCUCCUCCUCCCGCUCCUCCUCGCCUCCGCCGCGCGCUCCCAGAACGAGCCCGCCGCCUCCCCUCUCCCCGCCGACGGAGUCGCCGACACCAAAUCCGCCGCGUUCUCGCCAAUCUCCCAGCCCCCUACCGCUGCUGCGGCAGACGGCCCCUCCGCUACCGACUCCGCCGCCAACUCAUCACCUCCGGCUCCGCCAGAGACCUCCCCCGUCGCGGCCCCCUCCGACUCGCCCGCGGAGGCGCCGUCCUCCCUGCUGCCGCCCACGCACACGCAUUCCGCUGCUCCAGCGCCCGCGCCCGCCGCCGACAACAACAACAACAACAAAGCCUCCUCCCCCGCGCCCGCCCCGGCGGCCCAGGAGAUUAAGGCCUCGAGCGCCGCCGCCUCCCAGCAGGCCGCUGGCGCUGAUGAGGGCGAGGUUCACGAGGAGAUGAACGGCGGCAAGAAGGCCGGCGUGGUGGUGGGCGCCUUCACGGCGGCCGCGGUCGUCGGGCUGGGAUGCUUCGUCUGGAGGAAGCGCCGGGCCAACAUCCGCCGCGCCAGGUACGCCGACUACGCCGCGCGCCUCGAGCUCGUCUGACGGAUGAUUCAUGGAUCAUCUAUCUUCCGCUUCACCACAUGUGGAUGUGGAUGGGAUCGCAUCAUACAUGCAUACAUACUAGGAGAGUACAAUCGUCAUAUAUACGAUAUAUGAGAGAUACAACACUAGUGCUGAUUGAUUGAUGAACUGAAGACGCACGCAUCCGUUGUUGGGGCGAUGUGUCCGCCUUCUUUCUUCAUCCAUCGGUCGGUCUGAUAGAUUGUUUCUUGUUCCAUUCUACUACUACAUUGGGGUGUGUUUGUGUAACCUUGAUUCAUUCUUUGGUGGUGAUGACAUAAAUAAUCGGAUACACAUUAUUCGUAUCAUAUAUAUAUGGAUGGAGAUGAGGAGGAUACACAAGUACAUUUUUGUACACACACAUCAUCAUCUCUUGUUCGUUAA